This is a messenger RNA of Pantherophis guttatus, 6681 nucleotides long. It is a transcript of the gene SLC4A4, whose product is annotated as solute carrier family 4 member 4. The record is from RefSeq and is a predicted model, not a curated record. Gene Ontology annotation, biological process: monoatomic anion transport; bicarbonate transport; regulation of intracellular pH. Gene Ontology annotation, cellular component: basolateral plasma membrane; plasma membrane. Lineage: Eukaryota; Metazoa; Chordata; Lepidosauria; Squamata; Colubridae. Gene Ontology annotation, molecular function: solute:inorganic anion antiporter activity; monoatomic anion transmembrane transporter activity; sodium:bicarbonate symporter activity.
CGGGACGGGCGACUUUCUCCAGGCUUUUUUUUUUUGCAAUAUCCACACCGGCACCACAGGAGUAUAAAAGCAGGAGGAGGAGAAGAAGAAGAAGAAAAAAGAGGGCUGGCCCCGCCGACCCCUCACAAAAGCCCACCCACCCAAGGCUCGGAAAAACCGGCAAGACGCUCGCUCGCCCGGCUGUCAGCCGGUCAACUCAACCCAAGCAAGGAACCCCAAGCAAGAAACCCGCCUCGCGCGCUUUGGCCGAGCCCGGCUUUUGAGGAGGGUCUCCCCGCUUGCUCGUUCGCUCAGCCGGCCAAGGGGGUCGCGUGAGGAGAAGGAGGAGGAGGAGGAGGAGGAAGAAGAAGAGGAAGGUCGUCUUCGGGGAAGCCUAGCCGCCUCCGCGGCUCUCGCUCCUCUCAGCGCCGCGCGUCAGCCCGGAUUUCCGAAAAGUUGCCAAAGAAGCGAGAAAGAGAGAGAGAGAGAGAGAGAGAGAGAGAAAGAGUCAACGAAGAAAGAAACCGAAGAGCUUCGGCUUUUUCCGCUCCGCUUUGCCGCCCCCCCCCCCACCCACUCGCCCACCUCGUGCCGGACCACCUCGGACUCUUCGUUUCGCUUCUGCCGCUCCGAAACAGCCGCCAAGCUGGACGACCGGCGGAAAAUCGACCCCAGGAGGAUGGAGGAUGAAGCUGUGCUGGACAGAGGGGCUUCUUUCCUUAAGCACGUCUGCGACGAUGAGGAAGUAGAAGGUCACCAUACGGUCUAUAUUGGGGUCCAUGUACCUAAGAGUUAUCGGAGAAGAAGGCACCACAGAAGGAGGCCGAAGGAAAGGAAAGAAAAGGAGAAAAUCACUGAAUCAGAUGCGGAAAAUAUUGAUGAGGGCAGCGGGCACAUCCUCAAGCCACUGAUCUCUCCCGCCGCCGAGCGCAUCCGUUUCAUCUUGGGAGAAGAUGAUGACAGCCCCGCCCCGCCACAGCUCUUCACAGAACUGGAUGAACUUCUACCUGUGGAUGGACAAGAGUUUGAAUGGAAGGAAACAGCCAGGUGGAUAAAAUUUGAAGAGAAAGUUGAGCAAGGAGGAGAGAGAUGGAGUAAACCCCACGUUGCCACGUUGUCGCUCCACAGUUUGUUUGAACUGAGGACAUGUAUAGAGAAAGGCUCUAUUUUGCUGGAUCUGGAGGCCUCGACGCUCCCUCAAGUCGUAGAGAUGGUUGUGGACAACCAGAUCGACACCGGCCUGCUAAAGCAAGACAUGAAGGACAAAGUCAUCUACACGCUGCUCAGGAAACAUCGGCACCAGACCAAAAAAUCCAACCUCCGGUCAUUGGCCGACAUUGGAAAGACCGUCUCCAGUGCAACUCGCUACCCACUUGAGAGCUCUGUGCCCUGCCUAGCAACCUGCACCCUGGAUGAUGAAAUCGGAAUCCAACGCAGCCCCAGCGUGGGAUGGCUAAGUAGUCCAGCUUUGACACCCAGAAACUUGACGUCCUCUAGUUUGAACGACAUCUCUGACAAACCUGACAAGGAGCAGCUGAAGAACAAAUUCAUGAAGAAGUUACCUCGGGAUGCUGAGGCCUCCAAUGUGCUGGUUGGAGAAGUCGACUUUUUGGAAAACCCUUUUAUUGCCUUCGUGCGGUUGCAGCAAGCAGUCAUGCUUGGCGCUCUGACAGAGGUCCCCGUACCUACUCGGUUCCUGUUCAUUUUGCUGGGCCCAAAAGGCAAAGCAAAAUCCUACCACGAAAUCGGUCGAUCCAUUGCCACGUUGAUGUCGGAUGAGGUAUUUCACGACAUAGCCUACAAAGCCAAAGACAGGCAGGAUCUGAUCGCUGGGAUUGAUGAAUUCCUGGACGAAGUCAUUGUGCUUCCUCCUGGGGAGUGGGAUCCUGCCAUAAGGAUAGAGCCCCCCAAGUCUCUGCCGUCUUCUGACAAAAGGAAAAACCUGUACGCAGGUAGCGAGAAUGUCCAGAUGAAUGGAGAUACCCCUCACGAGGGAGGAAAUGGAGGAGGGGGUCACGGGGACUGUGAGGAAUUGCAGCGAACUGGCAAAUUUUUUGGGGGUUUAAUCAAAGACAUCAAGAGGAAGGCCCCUUUCUUUGCCAGCGACUUCUACGAUGCCUUCAACAUCCAAGCCCUCUCGGCUAUUCUCUUCAUUUACCUGGCGACGAUAACCAACGCCAUCACUUUUGGAGGCCUGCUGGGUGAUGCGACAGAAAAUAUGCAGGGGGUGUUGGAGAGCUUUUUGGGCACAGCCGUUACAGGAGCUGUUUUUUGUCUAUUUGCCGGCCAGCCACUUACUAUUCUGAGCAGCACCGGUCCCGUUUUGGUCUUCGAACGACUUUUAUUUAACUUUAGCAAAGACAAUGGCUUUGAUUAUCUGGAGUUCCGUCUCUGGAUUGGCUUGUGGUCGGCCUUCCUCUGUUUGAUCUUGGUGGCCACCGAUGCUAGCUUCUUAGUUCAGUACUUCACCCGGUUCACGGAAGAAGGCUUCUCGUCUCUGAUCAGCUUCAUCUUCAUCUAUGAUGCCUUCAAGAAGAUGAUCAAACUCGCCGAUUAUUACCCCAUCAAUUCCCAUUUUAAAGUGAACGAAAUUACGCUUUAUUCCUGUACCUGUGCACCACCAGAUCCAGUGAAUAGUUCGUUGAUCAAUGAGACGGUUGCGUCAACUCUGUCUUGGCUCGAUGAAUUGCACAACGAUACAAUUGAAUGGUCAUCCCUGACCAAGAAGAAAUGCUUGCACUUUGGAGGACAGCUCCUGGGGAAUAAUUGCAGAUAUGUCCCUGACAUCACACUCAUGUCUUGCAUUCUCUUUUUGGGAACCUACACGUGCUCCAUGGCUUUGAAGAAAUUCAAGACCAGUCGUUAUUUCCCAACCACUGCAAGGAAAUUGAUCAGUGAUUUUGCCAUCAUCAUUUCUAUUCUGAUUUUCUGUGGAAUCGAUGCUCUGGUCGGUGUCGAUACACCAAAACUUCUCGUGCCAAGUGAAUUCAAGCCAACAAAUCCAAAUAGAAGCUGGUUUAUCACACCAUUCGGAGGAAACCCGUGGUGGGUAUACUUGGCCGCAGCUAUUCCUGCUCUCCUGGUCACCAUCCUCCUCUUCAUGGACCAGCAAAUCACAGCUGUUAUUGUCAACCGUAAAGAGCACAAGCUGAAGAAAGGUGCUGGAUAUCACCUGGAUCUAUUCUGGGUGGCUGUGUUGAUGAUCAUCUGUUCCUUCAUGGGUCUGCCCUGGUAUGUUGCUGCUACCGUGAUCUCCAUCGCUCACAUUGACAGUUUGAAGAUGGAGACGGAGACCUCGGCACCUGGCGAGCAACCCAAGUUUUUGGGAGUUAGGGAGCAGAGAGUGACUGGAUGUAUCGUCUUCCUUCUGACAGGCAUUUCGGUGUUCAUGGCACCCAUCUUGAAGUUUAUUCCCAUGCCUGUCCUGUAUGGUGUGUUCCUCUACAUGGGUGUUGCAUCCCUCAACGGAGUGCAGUUCAUGGAUCGCCUGAAGCUGCUCCUGAUGCCUCUCAAGCACCAGCCUGACUUCAUCUACCUGCGACAUGUCCCCCUCCGCCGAGUCCACCUCUUCACCUUCCUUCAAGCCUUGUGCUUGGCCCUCCUUUGGAUCUUGAAGUCUACGGUAGCUGCUAUCAUAUUCCCAGUCAUGAUCCUCGCCCUCGUGGCCGUCAGGAAGGGGAUGGAUUAUUUCUUCUCCCAACAUGACCUCAGUUUCCUUGACGACGUCAUUCCAGAAAAGGACAAGAAGAAAAAAGAAGAUGAAAAGAAGAAGAAGAAAAAGAAGGGCAGCGUAGACAGUGACAACGAUGACUCUGAUUGUCCGUUCACGGAAAACGUGCCCAGUAUUAAAAUCCCGAUGGACAUCAUGGAGCAGCAACCUUUCCUCAAUGAUGGGAAGCCUACCGAGAAAGAAAAAUCAACAUUCCUUGAACGCCAUACAUCAUGCUGAUCAAAUUCCUCACUUCCAUUCCUAUAUGCCAAGGCCUACGCAAAAUCCUGACGGAAGUUGUGCCUCAGAUUAGAAUAGCGCUCAUCCCUGAAGACCACGCCUACUUUCGGAAUAGCAAGGGAACAGAACACACUUUCACAACUACUGCGUCUUCAUCUUUUAUUGCGGGAGUCUCCCCCAAAAAAACCUUGCCACUUGAAGACUUUGUGGACUUCAACUCCCAGAAUUCCGGCUGGGGGAAUUCUGGGAGUUGAAGUCCACGAGUCUUGAAAGCAGCCAGGUUUUUGAAGGAGAUCAGCCCUGCUUUUAUGGAACUGGAUUUUCUUUGUCGUCUUCUCUAGUCGAAUGUUCAGUUGCUGUUAUCCAUCUAGGUUAAAAAAAACAAAAACAAACCCAGAUGUAUCCUUCUUCCUUUAGAUUUUAUUCUAUUUCCUCUCUUCCUCGCUUCAACCCAUUUGUGUAUUUUUCGUCGCAAGCCAUUUCUCUUCCCUUUCAUUUCUGACCAAUUUUUUUUUUCUGCCUUUUCAAUAUAUGCGCCUCCUCUGUUUGCAUUUCAGUAGAGGGUGCAAGUAUUAAGGAUAUAUUAUUGCAACGUGAUUUGUUGUCAGCAAAAUGGACUGUUAUUUUUAUUUUUUAGAUGCGAAUCAGUGUUUCCCAUCCUAUCUGUUUCUUUGGGGCAUUUGUCGAUAUUAAGGUUUUGAUUUGAUUUUUUUUUUUUUAAAUCUCUCUCUUUUCUUUCUCUCUAAGUAGAACAACACUGACUUUCAGGCAAACGCCCGGUAAACUCUCGAUUCCUGCAAAAAUGCUGCUAUCUUAACAUGCUCUUAAUGUCACCUCUGCUUUUGUAUUUUGGUGCAAAGCAGUCGAAAAGGUGCAAAUCCACACAGAUGCAUUCUCUUCUUUUCACCAUUAAUGUGUGACGUUUGUAUAACCCGCUCCUAUGCAACUUUCAUUCUGUAACACUGAAAUGGAUUCUUAAGCUGUCGGCUGUGUUGACAAAGUGUUAUCUGUUUUAAAUUAUGGGGGCUUAAUCUGUAACAUUUAUUGUGGGGUGGGGUGGGGUGAGAAUGGUUGAUUUUUAAACAUUUUUUUAAAACUUAGUGUAAAAAAAAAAAAUGACUUUCUUUUUUCCUGCAGCAGGAAAUAUAGUUUUGAGUAGUUCUACCUCUUGUUUCUAGAUUUGGGCUUUUUUCUUUAAAAAAAAAAUAUAAAGAAAAAUAAAGAAAAUGUUUUAAUAAUAGUAGUAGUAGUAAUAAUAAUAAUAAUUGUAUAAUAUAUUAUAUAAUGUGAUUUUUACAAAAAGAACAAAAAAAAAACCACACCAAAAAUACAUGCUCAAGGGUAUAUUAUACCUGUGUUUUUUUUACAAAUUUGGCAACUUUUGAGAGGCAUGGAUUUCGAUUCCCAGAACCCCAUGCAGGCUGGGGAAUUCUGGGACUUGAAGUCCCCGCAUCGAAAAGUGGCCCAAGUUUGCAAAAGAUGGCUAUAUAUUAGCAUCGAACUUAAAAAUCAGCUGUAUCAAUACUUUUUUAAAAAAUCGUGUUUCUUUUCUUUCCAUUUCUUCUUUCCUUUUAACAAUCUAAAUCAGGGGUGUCAAACUUGAUUUCAUUGAGGGCCGCAUCAGGGUUGUGUUUGACCUUGGGGGUGGGCGUGGCCAGGGUGGGCGUGGCCAGCUCGACGUCACUAGUCACUAGCGCUCUGCCAGCGAAAAUGGGCUCUUGAGCUCCGUUUUUCCUGGCAGAGGCACCCUCAGGCCAGUCCUUUGCUGUUUCCAAGGCGACCCUGCGGACCAGAUCUAAGCACUCCCCGCAGGCCGAAUCCGGCCUUGAGUUUGACACCCCUGAUCUAAAUCAAGGAUACUUCUUCAAAAUACUCAAUUUUUUCCCCCCAACUGAUACCUGUUUAAAAGCGAGUGGAACAAUCCGCUGAGCCCCUUUCCUCUUUUCUGCCGUGCCUGUCUUGAUCGCACAGAGAUUUUUACACCCCCCUCCCUGUGCAAACAACUUAGGACACCAGAGUAGGUUGUGCAGCGGUAUCACUAACACAUUGCCUUCAGACGGGAUAGGCUAAUGCAAAAGUGUGGGGGGGGCCGGCCCAGACUUUUUGCCUUGGGUAGGUCUCUGUUGAAAUUCGUCUUUGUGGUUCGUUUUUCAUUUUUGCAAAAUCGCUGUUGCGUGCGAUUGUGUGCACGUUGGGCAGAAAACGGAUUGGAUUCGAAAGUGGGUUUUACGCCUUAAUUACCAACCCUCCCUGGUCUUACUUUAUCCACCUCUGUCGAAAAGUGAGGUAGUCCUUGACUUACGGCUACAAGUGAGCCCCAAAUUUCUGUUGCUAAGUGAGGCAGCUGCUAAGUGAAGUUUGCACUGUUUUACGACUUUCCUUGCCACGGCCGUUAAAGUGAAUCGCUUCAGUCGUUAAGUUAGCAACACGAUCGUUCGUUGAAUCCCGCUCCCCCACUGACUUCGCUGGUCAGAAGAUCGCAAAAGAGGGGAAUCACUUAACCACGGGACACUGCAGCCGUCAUAAAUAUGAGACAGUUGCCAAGUUUUUCUGAAUUUGGAUCAUGUAACCAUGGGGGUGCUGAACGGUCGUAAGUGUGAAAAAACAGUCAUUUCAAUGCCAUUGUAACUUUGAAUGGGCAUUCAACGAACUGUUGUAAGUCAAGGACCACCUUUAUUUUGGCUGGAUUGACGCUCUUUCUCCUAAAUUCUUGAUUUCCAUCUUGACCUAAAAUUAAAAUUGCGUCUAGCUUA